Geodia barretti is the source of this 856-nucleotide messenger RNA. NCBI's taxonomy places the organism in Eukaryota, Metazoa, Porifera, Demospongiae, Tetractinellida, Geodiidae. The record is from the annotation of a GenBank genome assembly.
AAAACUUUGAACCCCAGUAAUUAAAUCUCGCGCACGCCCCUUCAGGAGAAAAGAGGCCACGUCAAGCCACCUGCCGCCGAGCGGAGCGAAUUAUAACGGCAAAAAAGCGUAGGUGUGGUCGAAUCGAGGGCGUCCCAGGAUGCCGAUGAUAAAGCUACAGAGCUCGGACGGGGAGAUAUUCGAGGUGGACGUAGAAAUAGCCAAGGCAUCCAACACCAUCAAGACCAUGAUUGAGGAUCUCGGUAUGGAUGAGGACGAUGAGGAGCCGGUACCUCUCCCUAAUGUCAACGGAGCCAUCACGAAGAAAGUAAUAGACUGGGCAAUCCACCAUAAGGAUGAUCCCCCACCACCCGAAGAUGACGAAAACAAAGAGAAGAGGACAGACGACAUCGAGCCCUGGGAUCAGGAGUUUCUGAAAGUUGAUCAAGGCACUCUCUUUGAGCUCAUUCUGGCUGCAAACUAUCUGGAUAUCAAGGGAUUAUUAGAUGUUACUUGCAAGACUGUGGCCAACAUGAUCAAAGGUAAGAGUCCGGAGGAGAUCAGGAAGACAUUCAACAUAAAGAACGACUUCACACCAGAGGAAGAGGAGCAGGUACGUAAAUGUGCAAUGGACAGUGAUGUUGUCAUAAUAAUUAUUGUGUUUACAAAAUAACCAGAUUCGGAAAGAGAAUGAGUGGUGUGAGGAGAAGUAGACUGCCGGAGGAUGGGCUUGGUGUAAUCACGCAUACUCUUUUGCUGACGUGUAUAAGCCCCAGCGUUUUACUCCCUUCAUAAUGGUCAUUUACUAUACGCGCAUGCGCGCGAUGGCGAACACGUGAUAGCUACGUACGGCGCGCGCAAAGCUGAAUCGAGUGGC